AUGGCUGAAAGAGGAAGACGCGUCAGUCGAAGCAGCGAAAGUAGUGAAGAUGAUGCUUAUUUGGAAACUCCUGCAAGUAAUGUAGUGGCUACAAAAUAUGCGAUGGCUGCAUAUAUCGUUAAUGCUGUACUGAAAGUGGGUUUUAAGACUUAUUACCGUCAAAAAUCAUUACAGGAAGUGCUCGCUGCUAUAAAGGAUGGUGUCGAAGUUGGCAAAAUUUGUGAUCUUGGCGACAAUUUAAUGAAUGAACGGAUGGGUAAAGUUUUUAAGAAAGAAAAGGAUUCUUUGAAAGGUAUUGCUAUGCCAACUUGCGUUUCGAUCAACAAUUGUGUCUGCCAUUUUUCUCCUUUACGGAGUGACACACCGGUUAUCAUCACUAAUGGGCAAAUGGUGAAAGUCGACCUCGGAGCUCACAUUGAUGGUUAUAUUGCUACUGCAGCUCAUACGAUCGUUGUUGGCGCAUCAGAGAAUAAUAAAGUGUCUGGUAAGAAGGCUAAUGUUAUGCUGGCUGCAUAUCAUGCGCUGGAAGCUGCAAUUCGAAUGCUUCGUCCCGGGUUAUAUAAAAACAUGGAAAUAACUGAUAUGAUCGAUAAAAUCGCAAAUAUUUAUCAGGUAAAACCAGUUGAAAAUAUGCUUUCUCAUGAGUUGCGAAAGAAUAAAAUCGAUGGGAAAAAGCAAAUAAUCCAAAAUCCUGGUGAAAGGCAACGUUCUGAAGUUACUAAAUGUGUUUUUCAAAAGUUUGAAGUGUUUGCAAUUGAUAUUUUGAUGAGUACUGGUGAAGGUAAAACUCGUGUCUUGGAUGCUAGGACGACAGUUUAUAAAAAGGUUGAGGAUCUCGCUUAUUCGCUUAAAGUGAAGGCAUCAAGAAUGUUCUUAACGGCAGCAGUUAACAAAUAUGGUUUGAUGCCAUUUACAUUGCGAUCAUUUGAAGAUGAAAAAUUGGCCAAACUGGGUGUUUUGGAGUGUGAACGGCAUAAUUUAAUGCGCCCAUAUCAGGUUCUUUAUGAACGGGAAGGUGAGUUUGUAGCGCAGUUCAAAUCUACUGUUUUAAUCAUGCCUAAUGGGUUAGUGAAGAUCACUGGUUUUCCUCUUGAACUCAAUCUCUUAGAAAGCGAGAUCAAAAUCGAAGAUCAAGUGAUUUUAUCUUUGCUGAAUAGCUCUUUGAAGCAUAGAAAAUCUAAGAAGAAAUCGAAAGUGGAUAAAAAAAAUGAAAGCAAUGCUCCGACAAAAGUUGAUGCCCUCAAACAUAAAGCCAAUGAAGGUGGUCAAGCUAAAAGUGAAGGAGGCAAGCAAGAAAUACCACAUGCACUUAGUGAUAAAGAAAAAAAUAUCGAAGAAACAUAA
Thelazia callipaeda (thelaziosis nematode) is the source of this 1344-nucleotide messenger RNA. The record is from the annotation of a GenBank genome assembly. NCBI's taxonomy places the organism in Eukaryota, Metazoa, Nematoda, Chromadorea, Rhabditida, Thelaziidae.